AUGACUGUUACGACCUGUAUGAAAGAGCUGGAGCGCCAGCAAUGUUUUAUCGACUACCCAAAAGCACAACAAGGACCAGAGACGACGAUAAAACCAAGGAAGCUCGAUAAUCCAGUCUUGAGGGGUCCGGUAUUAGUCCUUGUUGUAUUCUUUAUCAACUGCAUCCGCUUCAUCCGAGAAAUAGUCUGGCACAACGCCGGUUUCGCCUCAUUGAGAAACAUUCGUGAAUCUCUCGAAGUCUAUGAAGCACGAUACGACCCAGCAGUAAUCCCACUACCCGGCUACUCGGGAUCUGCUAGCGAGACAUCUGGUGAUACAACCACACAGGUCGAUAUUGAUACCCGACAAACAAUCACACCUCCAGAAUCCGUCAUCGAGGAGGCGGUACCCGAAACACCAUAUUACUCCAUCGCCGAUUACCGAAAACUAUAUCUCUCUGGCAAAGCCACACCAACAGACGUGGCAAAUGCCUUAUUACCGCUUAUUCGUCGGGAUAUCAACGGGAAACACUCGACAUCCUUUAUCAGCACAAGAGUAGAUCUUGUUUUGAAAGCAGCCGAGGAAUCAACAAUUCGAUAUCGCGAGGGGCGGCCGCUUGGACCGCUAGAUGGUGUUCCUGCCGCUAUCAAAGAUGACUUCGAUAUGGAUGGUUAUGAAAUGACGAUGGGUUCGAAGAAUAAUUAUACAGGUAAAGGCGUCAGCACGGGAUCUAUCACAAAUUGGUCUGCCCGUAAGCUCCAGGAUGCGGGCGUAAUUAUGCUGGGCAAGCUAAAUAUGCAUGAGUUCGGAAUGGAUACCACAGGCAACAAUCCCAUCCACGGCACACCCCUCAACCCUUUCAAUCCAAAGUACUAUACAGGAGGGAGCUCAUCAGGCGCUGCCUACGCCGUAGCCGCAGGUUUAAUCCCGAUAGCCCUAGCUGGCGAUGCAGGAGGUAGUAUUCGCAUCCCAGCAUCUUACUGCUCCGUCUUUGGCCUCAAACCAACCCAUGGCCGUCUCUCGUCGUUCCCAACACCGAACCCUGCGCCGACAUGCUGUGUACAAGGCCCUAUGGCAGCAGACAUGCACUCCCUCGCAACAGUGUACGAUAUCGUCGCUGAUCCGCAUCCCACGUCUCGUUUUCCUAGACUUUACAGGGAGCCGUCGCGGGGCAGGAAGAUUCUCGGUAUUUAUGAGCCGUGGUUUGAUCUUGCAGCGCCGGGUGUGCAGGCUAUUACAAGACGGAUGAUCAGCAAACUUUGCACCGAGUUCAACUAUGAGAUCGUGCCCAUCACAAUACCGUUUACAGAAGAAGGACAAAUUGCACAUGCAAUGACUGUUUUGGCAGACGCCGCUUCUCUACUACCAGAAUCAUCAAACACAACAGCCGCAAAUAAACUCCUCCUCGCAAUGGGCCGCACAACACCAGCAGGAGAUUACGUCCUAGCUCAAAAGCUCCGAAAUUUAUUAAUGCAGCAUCUUGCGCAUUUGUGGCAGAUGCACCCUGGUAUGAUGAUAAUUACACCAACGACAGCUUGCCCGGGGGCACCGAUAAAAGGCGGCGCAAAUGAACUCAAGUAUGGAUUGAGUGAUGGGGAUAGGACGAUAGAGAGCAUGACUUAUGUUUGGCUGGCCAAUUUCUGCGGCAUGCCUUCUCUGUCUGUUCCUGCGGGAUAUGUCAUACCUGAAGGACAGGAUCGGGCGGGUGAAGAGGCUCAUGAGAGUACUGUUGAAGAGGUACCUGUGGGGUUGAUGGUUACUGGUGAAUGGUGUACUGAGAAGGCGCUGCUGGAGUUUGGUGUGGAGGCAGAGGCUGUGUUGGGCGAGAAAAGAUGUAGACCAUCUGUUUGGGAGGAUAUCAUUGAGCAAGCUAAGAAGAUUGCUGGGAGUAAUGAAAAAUGA
This is a messenger RNA of Fusarium coffeatum, 1881 nucleotides long. RefSeq lists its product as uncharacterized. Bases 1 to 1881 code for a protein of 626 amino acids. The transcript has 4 exons. Gene Ontology annotation, molecular function: catalytic activity. NCBI's taxonomy places the organism in Eukaryota, Fungi, Ascomycota, Sordariomycetes, Hypocreales, Nectriaceae. The record is from RefSeq and is a predicted model, not a curated record.